AUAAAAUAAAUCUUGAUUAAGAAGAUGAAGAAUGGGAAGAAGAUUUCGAAUUUCCCUAUGAAGGCACAAUAUAAUAGGUAGAACUAGAAAACGAAGAUGAAUUAAGCGAUUUUUCAGAAGAGUUUGAGAAAAUAUUAGAGAAAUCCGAAUAAAAAAAACCGAAAAAAGAAGAAAAAAGCAUUCAAGUAUAAAAACAAUUGACAAAAUACACUUAAUUUAAUUUAUCAGAAAAUUUAAUUUAAAGAUAAUAAGACUUAUAAAAAUUUGUAUUAAGUUGCAUCCAAACAUUACCAUUCGAUAAUAUAUAAAAAUUAAUGUUUAUAGUAGAUUAUUUUAAACAGAAAAUGCUAUCAUCAAAAACACCUUAAUUAAAAAAACAUCACGAGGAAUAUUUACUAAGAUAAAUAUAGAAAAUUCUGAAAGAAGAACAUUCUAAAAUACUCGAGUAAUUUAUAAAAAUAGAUAUUACAGAUUUGAAUAUAAAUCUUUUUACUAAUUCUGUUAAAGACUAUGAACAAAACUAAGAAGUUAAAAAUAAAAUAGCUUAAUUUGAUGUUUUCAAAGAAUCUAAUCUGCCUAAAACAACUUUUUUAUUAAAUGAACUUGAAGAAAAGUAUUAAAAAACUUAAUAAGAUUCCCAAAUUUAACUAUAAUUUGAGAAAAUAACGUAAUUUGAAUUUAAUAAAAAAAAUAUUUUGUUUCAUCAUAAAAAUUAAUUGAUUUAAAAAAAUGAUUAAUUUGAUCUUUCCUUACAUUCUUUUCUUUUCCAAGAAGAUAAAUUUUUAUAAGACGAUGAUUUUCCUUAAGAAAAUUUUGUUUUGGAUCCUUCAAAAACUUUUUAAUAAAAAAUUUAUUAAAAAGACCUCAAAUUUUUGGAAUCAUAAGAGCAUAACUUGAUAGAUGAUACAUAAUAAGAUGUUAUUGUGUAGAAAAAUCAUGAAUUAGAUUUUUUUUUAAAUCUUGAAGAGGAAAAAAACUUUUUAGAAAACCUCAAAAUGUAAAAAUUAAAUGAAGAAAAAACUCAAUAAAUAAAUAAAUAUGGUAGAAACAACCGAAACUAAAAAAUUAGUUAAGAGAUAGUCAAACUUUAAUAAGAAUAAUCUGAAAAAAAUGAUUUUUCUUAGAAAUCAAAUUGGGUUUAUGUAUAUAAUCUCAGAUAUAACAUUUACGAAACGCCUUUAUACACUCAAUCUAUUUUAGAAUUUAUAAAAAAAACAUUCGGAGAAAUCGAAGAAAUAAAGUUUUAUAAUUAUAGCGACUUCUUCGAGUUAAAGUAACAAGAAGAAAAAGAUCCCAAUUAACUUUUCGAAGAAGUAGAAGAGUAUAUGAAAAAUUUAAAAGGAAAAAAAAUUAAAAAAGAAGAAGAAAAAAUUGAAAAUAGUAAUGAAAUAAAUGAAGAUAAACUAAAUAAAAUGCUACUUAAAACAUAAAAAAUACUAAAAAAUAUUGAAGUAGUGAACAAUAAAAAAUUAAACAGAUCAUACGCAAUGAUAAAGUUUAAAAAAAACGAGGAUAAAAAUAAAUGUUUAUUACCUGAUGUAAGAGUUUUUGGGGUUUAUAAUAUGAUGGAAACUAUGUAUUUUGAUGAUGCAGAUUAUAAACAUUCGGUUUUAAUAAAUAAUAUUCCUUGGGGAACUAGUGUUGAAAACUUUGUCAAUAAAAUAAAUGUUUUUUUAAAAUAAAAAGGAAAAAAAAAUAUCAAAAUUUUAUAAGAUGAAAGUAUUUAAGAUGAUGUUAUUACUAAAUAUUUCCUUAUUAUCAAGCUAAAUUCUUUGUAAGAAAGUAUGGAAUUAGUUGAAAUUGUUGGAAAAGGAGAAUUUUUUAUAAAUAAUCAUAAAAUUUAGUGUAAUCAUUGUUAUGGUAGUUUAAAAUAAUUGACAUAAAAUUAAUUUUCUGAAGUUACUGAUAUUUAUGUUGAUAAAGAAAAAAAUCUUAAAGACCAAUAAAAUAAUGCAAAGAUUUUCGAAUUAUGGAAUGCAUAUAAAAAGCACAUUAAUUCAAAAAAAGAUGAAGAAAAGAUAGAUGAUUUAAGUGUAGAAAUUAAUGAUGAGGAACUUAACCUUAUUAAGGAAUAGGAAUAAUUUGGUAAAUUUGAAUUUUUAAACGAAAUGGAUGACGAAGUUUCAUUAAAUACAAAUUAAUAUAAAUUAUGAAAUAUGUAUUGAAUAUGUAUUUUUCUAUAUAAAAACAAAAUACUUAUCUGUAAAAAUGUAUAGUUUUUUAAAUUAUGGUAUGCGAUAUAAUCU
Messenger RNA from Ichthyophthirius multifiliis, 2246 nucleotides. RefSeq lists its product as hypothetical. The record is from RefSeq and is a predicted model, not a curated record. The transcript is spliced from 2 exons. Lineage: Eukaryota; Ciliophora; Oligohymenophorea; Hymenostomatida.